This is a messenger RNA of Drosophila sechellia, 4930 nucleotides long. It is a transcript of the gene Pak3, whose product is annotated as p21 (RAC1) activated kinase 3. Gene Ontology annotation, molecular function: protein serine/threonine kinase activity; ATP binding. The record is from RefSeq and is a predicted model, not a curated record. Gene Ontology annotation, biological process: protein phosphorylation. The coding region runs from base 902 to 2605 and encodes 567 amino acids. The transcript is spliced from 2 exons. Lineage: Eukaryota; Metazoa; Arthropoda; Insecta; Diptera; Drosophilidae.
CUGCAAUUUUCAAGAAUUACACACGCGCGGAUAUUUUUCGGCUCGUCCUAAGAAACAUCAAAUUGCAACGCAAAGAGUAGCUUAAAAUCGCGAAUUGACCUUACGCACGCUUAAUAGUAAAAAUAAAUAGUUUACAUCGUACACGAUUCUCAUUUAUCGGCACAACUGGUGCGAUAGCGACAACAAUAGCAGGCCGAGUGCAGCAGUACGAUUGCAGCGAAGCGAAGGAAAAAACCAAAGAAGUUAUUAGUUUCGGAGUGGUGCUCUGAAAGCGGCUUAAAAACACAAAUAAACCAUAUACUUCGUUAAAGUUAUGGCAGCCUGGAAGGGCUAACAAAAAACUAUACGGGAAGGGAGUUUUCGGCCCCGCGUAAGAACAGCAACAACAACAGACACUGGAAGAACAAGACUGCGACGGCCACUCCUUUUGUGUCCGACUUCGAGAUGUGUGCGUGUUCGUGUCCGCGUCCGCCUUUGUGUGUUGAGCAAUUGAAAACUGGUGAUUGCUGAAUAAAUUAAGGUAGCUAAAUUAAUAAUUAGCAAAGCAAGUGGGGCCAAUAAAAAGUGAAAAUCUUCUGCGUUUUCGUAAAGCGAAAGAAACUACAGCUACAGUUAGAGAUAAGAAGAGCUCUCGCACACAUACACAAAGCGCAGGCCGAACGAGCGAGUGUGCGUGCUUGUGCAUGUGUUUAUGACUCACGGCUGGUUCAGUGAGAGAGAGAAAGAGAGCGAGAGUGGUGGCUUGAGUAACAGUAACAUUAACAAUACCGAACGCAAAACAACAACAAAUCCGCCGAGCGUUUAGAAUUUCCCAAGUCGAGCGUAACUAAACGCAUUGAAGAAAAUCCCCCCGCACACACACACACUCUUAUACAAUAAAGAGAGAGAAAGCCGCUGAAAAAUGAGCUUCACCAAGUGGUUCAAGAAGAAGGGCGGAGAUGGGGGAUCGAUCUCCGAGAUCGGUGCACCCACAAACUUCCAACGGCACUUCCAUGUCUCGCGUAACCAGGAAACCGGCGACCUGGAGGGGCUUCCAGCUCCAUGGGUGCGCCUAAUGAACUCACAGAUCACUCGCGAUGAGCAGGACAAGAAUCCAGAUGCUGCCUACCAUGCCGUUAAGUACUACAACUAUUCGAUUAAGAAGAAAGAGAACGAGGUCUUCAAGCCCUUCAUCACCGAAGAUGUGAUCCACGAGGAGUCCAAGGAGAUAGAGAAUUAUGUCAACUACAAAAACAAGCACAAAUCUCAGGAUCCCGAAAAGUCCGACGACGAUGGCAGUUCGACGGCCACGGAGACGGAAAGCAGCAGCGGUUGUGGCUCCUCGGCAGGUAAUAGCAACAGCAGCAGCAUCAACGACAGCAGCCAGCAGUCGACGGUGCCGCUGGACGCCCUAGAGGAAGUGUUCAAGGAGCUCAAGACCAAUCUGGAGCACCGCGAAACGCUGAAGGCCGUGCCGCAAGAGCCUCCACCAGUACCGCCCAAGAAAUCGCCCCACACCAUACCGCCCAAACCGCUAAUCAAGCCCAAGCCUCGUGUAACACAGAAGUUCUCACGCACUUCGGAUAUACGUCGAGAUGAGGACUCCGACAACCAGCACAAGGUCAACACGGACACAAUCAUCAUCAAGCCAGCCGGCGGUGCCCAGGAUGCGGAUGAUAAUCCCGACGAGACGAUACUGCGCCGCUCCAAGGAGAAGAGGGCCCAGAAAACUGAUGCCGAGAUCUACGUUGAGCUGCGGGCAAUUUGCAAUUCAGAUGACCCAAGGGAACGCUACAAGACCACUCAGGAGGUGGGCAAAGGAGCUUCUGGCAUAGUUUUCAUAGCCGCCGAUCUACAGAACGAAUCGCAGGUGGCCGUCAAGACCAUCGAUAUGAAGAACCAGUCCUCAAAGGAUCUCAUACUCACAGAAAUUCGUGUGCUUAAGGACUUCAACCACAAGAAUCUGGUGAACUUCCUGGAUGCCUACCUUCUGGAGCCCGAGGACCAACUGUGGGUAGUCAUGGAGUACAUGGAUGGCGGCCCAUUGACUGACGUCGUUACCGAGACUGUGAUGAAGGAGCGCCAGAUUGCCUGCGUCUGCCGCGAGACGCUCUACGCUAUUAGUUUUCUGCAUGCUAAGGGCAUUAUCCACCGGGACAUCAAGUCAGACAACGUACUGCUGGGCAUGGAUGGCAGUGUUAAGGUGACGGACUUUGGGUUCUGCGCCAACAUCGAGGGCGAUGAGAAGCGCCAGACAAUGGUCGGAACGCCGUACUGGAUGGCGCCCGAAGUGGUCACGCGCAAGAAGUACGGCAAGAAGGUGGACAUCUGGUCUAUCGGCAUCAUGGCCAUCGAGAUGAUCGAGGGCCAGCCACCCUACCUAUACGAGACUCCGCUCCGCGCCCUCUACCUGAUCGCCGCCAACGGUCGGCCGGACAUAAAGAGCUGGGAUAAGCUGAGUCCCAACCUCCAAGACUUUCUCGAUCGCUGCCUCCAGGUGGAGGUGGACCGAAGGGCCACCGCCGACGAGUUGCUCAGCCAUCCGUUCCUCAACGAUUGCAGCGAGGUCAAGGCCCUCGUGCCCAACAUCAAGGCGGCCAAGAAAGUGCUCCGACGCAACGUAUAGUUGCUAUGCAAUCACCGGACGGCCAGGCUGCUCUACGCGUGAUCGGAAGCGGAAUCGGGAUCGGGUUCGGGAUCUGCCCCGUGUGUAUAAUGAGUUUUCAAUGUAAAUUUGUUUUGUGUGGACGAAACCGGAAAUGGAACUGGAAUAGAAUGCUGCUGACCGUAGUCUUUGUAGUGUGUACAACCGUAGAAAUGGCGAGAGCAGGACUAGGACCCGGCAACUCCCCUUCGAAAACAGCACCAGUCAGCGAGGGCAGAGAGAUGAGCAGAGACCGGAAAACUCGUAGGAAACCGUUGCCAAACCGUGGAUCCAUAUCGCAUCGCUCGAGCAGUUCAUCGAUGGCAGGGGGGCGGGGUUAUCGCUUAGAUUAGAUUGUCCUAUGGCAAAUUAGCUUACUUCAACAACGCACACAAACACGCACAUAUGAUAUACAUAGAUACUGUAUUAUUAAAUGUAGGGACAUAAGUUUGAUUACUCUUUAUAUACCCGUAUAUAUACAUAAUUGUGAUUUAAGCGAUUUUAUCAAAUCAGCAUUAUGCGACUCUUUAUAAAAUUCGUCGUAGUCAGUAAGUUCAAAACGAACCCUAACAGAGAACAUGCAAUACUUGUUGUAAAUUACCAAAAAACAAAAAAAAAACGAAGGCGAUAAAUAUAGCAAGUCGAAAUGAGUGUAACAAGUGCCAUUAGGACUAGAGCUAGCAGCAGCAAGCGACACACCAGCAACAGCAAGAUUAUCUCCACAAUUUAUGCAUUUCCCAUAGAAUACAGAUAUCAAUGCAACAGAUAACUAAUUAGAGACAGCUAGCCAGAGCUUGUAUGUAUAUUAGCUGAUAUUCGCAGUGUGGACGGGAUUGAGGGAUAAAUGUUUUAUAUUCCAUUUUAAUUAGUACAAACGUAAGACUAACCAAGCGCCACAAAAGAACAGAUUAAAGUAGUUCCCUCCCUUCCCUCCCAGGCCCCUAUCACAAUAGAGAUGUUAUUUAACGCCGUAAUGUGUGUGUCAAAGCUAAAGUGAAAUAUUGAAACGAAGAAUGUCCCUAGAGGGAUAAUAUACAUAGAUCAUAUAGAAGUGGUAUACGUACACUAAACCUAGUCCCAACGGGAAUCAUAAGCAAUGCCAAUUGGCGAAGGGAAUAUAUUGAAGAAGAACAUGGUUUUAACUAACUAUUUUUCCAUUAUCCUCUUAGUUCGAUAUUUUAUGCUAUUUCCCACCACCACAAGAUCUAUUCGGAAAGUAAUCUGUGGCUAGUCGCCAGAUAUACUUUAAUAAAUCACAACGAAGGCGAAUGAAAAAAGGAGUGCAUUCAAGGCUCUUCCGCCAGCCGGUGUUAGCUUUCUUUAUCUGUUAUAUAUACACUUACCGAUAGGGAUUAUAUUUUACUUGCAAUUUUGAUAUUAAUAGGGAAAAUGGAUUGCUGCUGCUGCAGAUCGGUUCAUAGUUAAAUUUUAUAUACGAAAUGAUAUCCCAAUAUUUGGCCUACAAUUAUGCAUUCAUAAUUUUUAAAGAGCUUAAUUAUUAAUCGAAAAUAUACUUGAUUUUCUUAGUUUAGCUUAAAUGAGUAUUAGGCAAGGCAACGAACGGAUAGUAUUUAGGGGCAGUAGAAACGGGGUUAGAUGGCCUUUUUGAAAACCGAAACAUACCCGACAUUACAUAUUCGCAAACGCAUUUAAGACGAACGCAAAACUUGCAAUUAAAAACGUAAAUGUAAAAUGGAACUUAAGUCUUGAAACCAAACAAAGAACAACAAAAAGUAGCAUAAUUUUUUAUACGCAACUUUUAUUGCAAAUGUAAAGGGACGAAUAGGAGAAAGAAGAAGCUGACAUCAAUUUUGAUCGAUUCGUAAUUAUAUUAGUAUACACUAAAAGAAUUGGCUCUAUUUCAAAUAAACUUAAACGUAGAUAAAAUACAAAAUGCAUAUUAUUUUGCAAGGUCAACACGACUUGCCAAAAUAAACGUAAACAGUAUAAAAAAUAAAAAGAUCUAGAUAUUUAGAGAAGCGGAGAAACAAUAACGAUACAUUAGCGCUUUACCAAUCGCUUAAAUUCAAAGAGCAAACCCCACUAUACGUUUUAUGUUCUAUGUGCGCACGUUUAGUUUUUUUGAAACCUAAGUCGUAAUCUAUAUUCUACCAUUAUUUAGAUUUAUUUUGCAAUUUACCACUUAAGUCAACCUUAUACACAGACCCAAAUCCAUUUAGUACUCGUAGUACACAUCCACUUCGAUCGUUGAAGAUGGCCCUCACAAUUGUAUGUAUUUAGUUUACCUUGCACUGUAAUUUUUAUUUUGUGUUGUUAAAUAUAUCGUUAUUUACUUAUUCGACCAAA